This is a messenger RNA of Penaeus vannamei (Pacific white shrimp), 8429 nucleotides long. The record is from RefSeq and is a predicted model, not a curated record. Lineage: Eukaryota; Metazoa; Arthropoda; Malacostraca; Decapoda; Penaeidae.
AUGCUUGCAAUCAAACUAAAUCUCCAGCAUACGUCCAAAGUGAGUUGUCAGACAAUCCAGCUACUGAAGUAUGAAAAUCCACCACAGGAUGUUCAGAACAUGACAUGUAUUUCCAAAAACUGGGAACAGUUGAACUGUUCGUGGGUUGAGCCUCCAAAUCCAGUCAGGGUUCAAUACAUUUUAACGUAUGUUGUGGCUGGCUUCCGAGAUACCAGUCAUUGCCCAAAGAAUCUGACAGGCAAGAAUUGGUGCUUUUGGGAGAAUACAGAUAUGUCUCAAAGGGAUGAAUGGAUCCUCACAUUCACAGCACACAAUGCUUUAAAAUCAGGUGUUCAGUUUAAGCACAAUAUCAGUGUUUAUGAGAGUGUGAUUCCAAAACCAGCUGAGGCACUGACUGCUCAUGUGGAAGGUCCCCAUAGUGUAAAAUUAAGCUGGAGAUUACCCCACCCCAUGGACACAUUCCCGGGAAAAAUCAGACAGGAGGUCUCAUACAGAGAACGGCCAGAUGACAGCCCUCUCGAAGAACUUGAGUGGAUUGUUGUUAGUAAUGAAUUGAUUCAACCACCUCUAUUUGAAAAGCUGAUUUAUAACAAAACUGUAGAUAACUUAUAUGCAUAUAUGCAAUAUGACUUCCGUGUAAGGCUUCACACUGGUACUGGGGAAAGACGUGACCAUAUGUGGUCCGAUGCUGCUGUUACUACACAAGAAACUGACCCAAAAUUGCCUACAGCAAAGGUUCGAACAGACAUUGGAACAUUUGAAAUAGAGCAGAAUGUCAAUUCCCGAGAUAUAUAUGUGAAUUGGCAGAAGGUAGAUUUUGUCUUCAAGAAUGGACCUGAUUUUCAUUAUGAAGUUGAUGUAUUUGAUGCCAAUACUGGAAGACAAAUUAAUAAAACUGAGGGAGAACUUGAAGUCCAUGAUGAUUAUGCAAAGUUCAUUAAUAUGGAAAACAAUGUGAAGUUCAGAUUUGAUAUCACACCAGUGAAUCGAGUAGGUCCAGGGGGUGACGAGACAAAGGCGACAGUCAUUGUACCUGAGAAGAGUGAGGUGCUUACAUUCCCAAGUCGUUUUCAAGUCAUUGUCUACAAGGAUGGAAAUAACACCAUCUAUGGGAUCAAGUGGAACAUCACAGAAGAGAAAAUCGAAAGCCAAAAGAUUGAGUCUGUGUCUAUUUAUUGGUGCAAGAGGAGACAGUAUGAAGAGAGAUGUUUGGAUAAACUUGAUUGGGUCAGUGUAAACCCAAGACUAACAAUGAAGAAUAUCACGGAUCUAGAGAAGGAAACCCUGUACAUAUUUGGCAUAUCAGCCAACUCCAAUAAAUCCUCCAGCGGCAUAAAAUGGAUUACCUGCAUUGCUAGCCACGGCAACAAGCUACCUCCGAUUGAUACGUUUGGUAUAACUGAAGUGUCUUCAACAGAAGCAGAACUAGAAUGGAAUCUUGGAUGUAAAGAUAGAUCUGCAGAUCCUACUGGUUUUAAUAUUUCAUACUGUAUUACUCCAAGAAAUGAGACCGAUUGCCGGAAAGAUUCUGACAUGCACUACAUAGCUGUGUCAGAUGCCAGUGCCUAUAAAAUCAACGUGACCUCAUUGCUCCCAUAUACGAGAUAUAUCUUUAGUAUCGCUAGUCAGUCAGAACUUGGUAUGAGCAGGUGGAGCAAAAGUUUGAUAUUGGAGACAAGCCAGGACAAGCCCAGUGGACCACCGAGGAAUGUGAGAGUAAUAGACAAAGGUCAGGAAUGGAUCUAUUUAGCAUGGAAUCCACCCCGUCCUGAGGAACGGAAUGGUGUCAUUGUGACCUACAAAAUUAAAUCAGAACCGGCUGUGAAUAUAGAUUGGCCAGUGGCAAAAAAUAAUUCAGAAGUUAUGCAAUAUAAUAUCACUGGCUUGGAAGCAUAUACCAAAUACAAGUUCAAGAUUGUGGCAUGCACACAGAACCGUAAUUGUGGCAACAGCUCUGUCACAUAUGAAACUAGAACAGGCAUUGGAGUUCCUGGCCCAAUUGAGGGCAUUUACGUGAACGAUGACCGUCUGCAGUGGAACCACGAUGAAUGCAAUGGACCUACUUGCCGUUAUGAGAUACGUUAUGGACCUGAGCCAGGGGAGAUAUACAAUUCGAAAGAAGGUCAAACAGCAGUCAACCUCAGAGACCUUGGCAUCAACUGCACAGAACACAAUGAGAAAAUCCAAGUGGAAAUCCGAGCAGUGAGCCAGGAUUCUCAGUUGAAGGGACAGUGGAUGGAGAAGUCCAUGAAUUGCCCGAUACCAGGCAUCAUGCCGUGGUGGCUCAUCCUCAUCAUCGCCGUCGUCUGCAUCAUCGCCACGGUCUUCCUCGUCGCCAUCGGCUCCUUUGGACAGAAGAAAGUCAAGGUGUUCUUGUUUGAGUGGAACCGCGAGCUGGAUCUCCCAACGGGUCUCGGACCUAGCCUGCCCGCCCACGAUGACCUCCACUCCAACUACAAGAUCGUGCAGAACCAGGUCAUCGACGACUGGGGCGGAGCUGACACCAGGAUCCCGGUGAAGACUGCCACGCCCUUCUCCAACCCUGAGGAACAGGAGCUGAUACCAGACAAGGCCCGUCAGAGCCGCAAUCCAUCAGGGGAUUCGGGCACCUCGGAGAAUGAUCAGGUUGACUCCUCAGGGUGUUCCACUGGCAGUGAAUCGGACUCCUCCUCUGGCAGUCAUCGUGUUCCCCAGUCUUCGGACUCAGGGACUGGAACGGAGGUUGGCUUUCCACCCGAGUCCAAGAACUGGGAGUCAGGCUCUCUCAGGCUCCGAACCCCAGUUCCUCCAUAUGUCCGCCCUGGAUUGCCCCAAAAUAUUACUAGUGCAGGAUAUGUGUCUGUGUCCUCAGUGCCAAAUCUUCCUGUGGGGUCUAUGGAAGAUGGACUGUCUCUGCAGCAGUCCACUUCCAGCCUAGCCUUGGGAACACCAUCUCACCAGCCUUUGGGAGCAAGGAGAGCCUCAACAGGUUACAUUAGUAUGCCUGACCAAGAUGCAGAAGGGGUAAACCUCCCCCUAGAGAUGUUAGGCAAUGUCACCCUUCCGCAUGACAGUCGGCCAGGAGGUUUUCCUGCUUACUCUAGACAUAACUUCCCUCUUAAGAAGACACCCACAUCUGAAAUGUCACCCUACAUGAAGACUGGAUCUUUGCAACGACUCAAUACUGGGUAUGUUGCAGUUGCGCAGCCGGAUGGAGGAGCAAGGGAUGCUAUGUCACAAGCUCAUGGCUACUGUGGAGGUGAAGAUCUUGGUGUCAUGAAGAGGCAGUCAUCCCUUUCAGCACUUCCACUUACAUAUAAUAAAUCUAUAAGUACACCAGAUGAAGAUUUACCCCGUGGUACAUAUUGCCGUGUAGGUGCUAGGGGCUCACCUGGCCCACCCCCAGGUCCCUCCCCGGGGUAUGUAAGUAUCACGCAAGCCAUGCCAUCACAUGCCAUGUCUCAUCCUGUCAACACAACUUCACCCACAAACAAAUCUCCAUAUGUUACAUUUGCCAUGGCCAAGUCCAUGCCUUCACCCACCAAGGAGCCUGAAAAAGCAGGUGGGGGCUAUGUGUCUGUAGGGGACAUGGCCGAGGGCCGUUGGGCCAAUCCUGUGAUGAUGGCCCCAGAAGAUUUUGAAGAGAGUCGAGAGGUGAGCUCAGCUCCGCUAGAAAGCACCCGGGGUCGACCGUUGUUAUCCACGCGACCGAAUACAUCUGAGGCAACUAUUGCUCAUAAUCGCGGGGCAAGAAGCUUCCCUCCUUUAGCGCCAUCACUCUCUAAACAAAGCUCAGGCUAUGUUUCUCAGGAUUCAUUGCCCUUCCAUGAUCCUGUAGUUAUGUCUCCCAAGAGGCUGCUGACCCAGAGCAAAGAGCCAUAUUCAGUGAUAAUGCCACCAGACCAUAAAGGAACUGCCGUGUGAGCAUGUAUCAUUUCUAGUGAAGUUUUACUCCAUUGUUGCAUAAGAAAUGUUUCAAGUCAGUCCACUGUUAUUCAAUAUAUUUGGCUUGAAGAACAUAUAGAAGUCAUAAAAUAAUUCAGUUAUGUGUAAGACUCUUCCUGAGGCAAAGUCCAAAGGCAAAGUUUCCCUUAAUCUGAGAAACUUACUUAACAGACUUCCAUAAUACUGGAUAUCAAAUGAUAUAUGUAAAAGCACUUUAUUGUGUGUUACCAAGUAUUUAUGAAUGCAGUGGUUCACUCAAUAUUCUGGAGCAUAAGAUGAUGAGAAGCAGCCAAUAUGUGCGUCUAUUAUUUUGUGUAGCAUUGUUAAUUGGGGGGGAGGAUUUUAGUGCAAAUCAUGGUGGUGUUACUAAUUCUUGAUCCCUCAGUUACGUACGUGGUACACCUUUAGAAAGUACAAAGAUAUGAUCCCGGUAGUGGUGUUUGCCCAGCAGUAUGUGAUGGUAUUAGUUAUGUUAAGUUGGUGUAUAUAUGGAUAGAGUUGUUAAAAUAAAAAACAAAAAAAGAAAAUAUGUGGUUUUCACCAUUAAGGUAAAAGAAGUCUUCAGAAGGCAAAAAUAAACUAUUCCAAUCUAUCUUGGGAUGUGGUGGAGAAAGGAAUCUCAAAAAAAUACCAAAAUAAACACCUGAAAUUCAGAUCUUUUACUGAAAUUGUGUGUGAGAAUUGAGUUUGUGUUUGUUUCAUGAAUUGCUAGGACUGUGAUUUAACCCAGAAGUUUGCUGCUCACUUACUUUAAUGCUGUUAAAACAUGACAUUCUGGAAAUUAGUGGUGUAAUUCAAAUCAACAAGGAUAAAGUGCGGUGGCAAGGUUUUGGAUGGUUUACCAGCAAUGUGUCUGAUGUUACUAUUGCUUGUUGCUAUUCCCAGUGCAAUACCCACCAUAGGUCAUGAUGCCAUGUUGAAGUUAUUUUGAACCACGGGAAUAGUGAAAGAGCUUCAGAUGUUACCUCUAUACAGCUUGAUAUUUUUAUUUGUUUGGCAGAGAAAGCCAUAUAGAUGCCACAUCCCUUGACACAUAGAUGUUGAUUUUGUACAAAAAGGACUGUUACAGAGAAUUUACUUAUUGAUAGAAUCUCAAUACAAGCUUGCAGUUGGACUGACCUCCACACUGCUAAGGCUCUGAAACAAAACAGACCAGAAGGUUAAGGGGCUCUGCUACAUGUUGGGAAAAGAAUGAUUGUUUUGAAGUUAUUCAGUGCUGGCUAUGUCUCUCCAGUUCUGUGCCAAGAUAUUGUUCAUGUGGUGAGAGUUCCAGAUACACACUUCCUAAUGCUCAAUACAUCUCAGUUUCAAUACUCAGUUUGCAUAUGUAAGGAGGAUCUGGAGCCAGUUGCUUCUUUCAGAUUGUGUAGCACUGUGUUUUAAAGGUAGUGGGUGAAUGGGUGUGAUGGCAACCUGUGGUAUAUAGGAGCACUUUUGCUUUUGCCAGACUUUGUGACAAUUUUAUUUCUGUUGAUUAUUUUAGUGAUUAUCUUUUUUUUUUCCUAUAAAUUUCCAGUAGACAGGUGGGCUAAAAUAUUGUUCCCAUGCAAAUAUAAAGUGAACAUUUGCAUAGGAAAAAUCCAAAAGAUCAGCGGCUUUGCCACCUAUAUACUCCACACCAUCUUGCUUUCCCCAUUAACAUUAUGAAGAGAAGAGAUACGGAGGAUUGUUAUUUUGUUCAAGUUGAAAUCUUCCUAUUUGCAACAAAAGCAAAAAACUGUUAAAAUUACGUUAUUAAAUCUCAAGAAUAAGAACUUCUUUUCCUAAUCUGAUGGAAAACCAAGGGGUGAGCAGUAGACUCAACUACGUACUCAAACACAGUGAGAGUGAUCCUGUUGUGUUUUAGAAUGUUUAUUGCAUGUAUUAUACUUGUUAUCUGUUCAUGUAUGUUAACUUACCGCCCAAUACUUAUCACUUUGCCAUUAUUGUCCAUGCACCAUAAGAGCUUGUUUCUCACUGCACAUCCAUGAAAUCAAAAACAGUGUCCAAACUGGCUACUGUAUUCUUUGUGCUAUAGUUAGACAUACAGGUCUUACAAACAAUUCUCAUAACCAAUCAGCGAAUGUGACUUGGGAAUUUACAUUUAAUGAAGAAUGUAGAUUCCACUACUCUGUGCUGAUAGGGUCAGGCAAGCCGUACCAUUGUAGAAGUUAACAUACUGUGUAUCUCUAAGAUACAGCAUUAAUGUCUGCUCAAGUUUAAGUAUCCCAGACACUUUAAUAGGGAGGAAUUUUAUGGAAAUGCAUUUGAUAAGAUUGAGUGAUAUAACUAUUUUGUUGAUAAUCUGUGAGACCGAGCGGUAUUUGUUAUUGAAAAGAGAUUGAGUUGAUUGAAAUGAAUUAUAGAAUACACAAGAAAGAAAAGUAAUGCAAAUAGUGAUUAUAAUUACCAUAAUAUAUAUUCAUUUUUGAUAAAUACUGUAUUAUGAUAUGAAGGUGAGAGUUUAUGAUUAUAUAGGAAGUACUUUCAGAUGCCCAGCAAUACUAUCCGAGAGUUAGAAACAAGGCAGAAACUUAAAAUAAAGGGUAAUCAUUUUCUGUUUCAUCUUGUGUGAGUUUCAUCUUGAAGAUUCAUUUAUAUGCUGCUGGUCUCAUUUUGCCUUAGAGUACUGUGGUCAUGAAAGGUAUAAGACAUUUAAAAUAGGGGAUAUUGCAUGCAUGUUCUGCUUAUAUAUUCAUUUCAGAGAGAUAUAUUAAUUUUUUAUGAAUGCCCAUUGUCUUUUCCAGUUAUGUGAAAUAUGCUCUGUCAGCAAACCAAAAGUACCUAUUUGAAAAUUUAGAUAUGUACGAAAAAUUAUAUAGAUUAUAUAUACAGAGGAAGACUCUAGUGCUUCUUUGAGAUUGGAAGUACGUAACACACAUUAGAUAAAAUGAAGAGAGAAAAAUUAGGUUUCAUGGUUUAUUAUAAUUACUUUUUUUUAUCACGGUAUUCAUAGAUGGGAUUCUUAUCUCAGAGACAUUAUAGAACAAUCUAACUGUCUAGUCCUCAUAAAUAAACUUGUACAAAGUGAUUCUGAAGUGAAUGUUAAGGAGGUGUCAAGAUGUCAGCAAUUAUGAACAGUGUUCAAAAGCGUUAAUUGUCUUUGAAUGGUAAGAUAUUUGAGGGAACCUGAGGGAACCCAAAGGAACCCGUCAAUGAAAUCUUGCAUUUUAAAAGAUAUUUAGGUUUGGAUUUCUAAUAGCAAAACUCAUAAAAUGAAAUGGCUUAAUUGUGCUUAAGAUUCAAAAGUGUUUUAGUGUUCUUGUUAAAGAAUUAUCGGAAAGUUAAAGUUCCAUUUUGAGCUUGUAUUUAUGUAGGUUCAGAGUUGCUGGUUUUGUCACCUGUAAUUACUAAAGAAACUGCAUACAAAUAUUGACGAAUUAUAUGAGGUUGAGUAAUGCACUGAGGACACGAGACUGAGAGGUGAAUGUCUGUGCCAGUAUGUAAGUUGACAUCGAUGUUGAAGAUAUAUUUAAACCGCCCAUAAAUAUACUGAACCUUAUGUAAAACUUCAAAAUUUGUGCCAAAGUGACAUAUGGCGAAAAGGCAAGAGAUGCUUUUGUGUUGAUUGUUAAAUAUAUAUAGAUUAACUAAUACAGCAUUGUAGAUAUUUUUUAUGUAACAUUAAUUGGACUUUUCAUUUCAAAGUGUUCUUGUGAUAACUGUAUACAGUGUUUAUUGAAUUUUGUAAAUAUAUUUUCUGUCUAUGUAAUUAGUUCCAUGAUAUAAAGAUUACUUUUUUCAUGAUACAGAAACAAGAAUAAAGUCAAUUCCAUGAUCAAAUAGAUAAUUUAUUAUUCAGUGGAUUUUCUACUGCCCUCGUUGCCAUACUGUCACAAAGCUCUCGAGAAAUGUAUUGUUUAGUAUAUGAUAAAUUCAAUUGAAAGCAAGUCCCUCCCUAAAAAUGAUUUAUUUGUAAAGGCUCAUGCUAAGGUUUCCUUGGUAAUGUUUCCUGGCGCAACUAAAUUUCAAUUGUAGCCUUCGAGGUUUGUUCAGUUUCUGGAUCCAGCGAGGCAAUGAUGCAGAAGACAUUUUCCUGACUAGCGUGAGCCAUAAAGAAUCAUCCCAGACUUUCCCAUGUCUUCCUUUUUCUUCCUAAAGAACCUCAUUUCCCGUGAGAUUAUUGACCUAUCUGUUACCUUUAAGUACUUCGGUGGUAACUAUAUUAGGGUUACUAAAAAAAAAAAAAAAAAAAAAAAAGAGAGAAAAAAGAAAAAAGUACGCCCUUUGACCGAAUGUCGCAAUCAAUUUCUUUGAGCCCUGUAUAUGAAAAUAUGACUUGUUCCCUGUUUGUGAAUAAUGACAUUUAGGCUUUAUUGAAAUCUAUUAUUUUAGGUCAAAGUCAUUGAUUGUUGGACAUACCAAUAUCCUCCUUUUGGAUUUGUGCUGUAGGAAGCCAAUGCAUUAACCUUGGCUAUUGGACAUACCAUGUUUGUGUGCAACAUACUCUUAGGGCUAAAAUGUAAUUAUUACACUGUAAACAGAAAACUUGUAUGUACAAAGACUGAACAUAUUUUAUUGGAGAA